GGAGCCAGAGUCGGCCGUCGCGGUCCCGGACGCUUCUGUGUCACUGUCUGCUGUGCUCUGCCCCCAUCCUCGCCGCGCGCUGCCCUCACGGGACUCGGAGGAGCCCCAGCCGCUCCCGACGGGACCGGAGAGUCGGGACUGGGAAGCCGGCGCUAAGGGAGGGAUCGGGUCCGGGCGGCCGAGCCCAAGGCCCCCGGGCGUGGAAGGGGGGGCUAAGGCCCCCGAGGGGGCCCCGCCGCGAUGGGCAACCUAGAGAGCGCGGAGGGGGGCCCGGGCGAGCCGCCGUCGGUGUCGUUGCUGCUGCCGCCAGGCAAGAUGCCGAUGCCUGAACCCUGUGAGCUGGAGGAGAGGUUCGCCCUGGUGCUGAGCUCCAUGAACCUGCCUCCUGACAAGGCCCGGCUCCUGCGGCAGUAUGACAAUGAGAAGAAAUGGGAUCUGAUCUGUGACCAGGAACGAUUCCAGGUGAAAAAUCCUCCCCAUACUUAUAUCCAGAAACUCCAGAGCUUCUUGGACCCCAGUGUAACUCGGAAGAAGUUCAGGAGGAGAGUGCAAGAGUCGACCAAAGUACUAAGGGAACUAGAGAUUUCACUUCGUACCAACCACAUUGGGUGGGUCCGGGAGUUUCUGAAUGAUGAAAACAAAGGCCUGGAUGUGCUGGUGGAUUACCUGUCCUUUGCCCAGUGUUCUGUCAUGUUUGACUUUGAGGGUCUGGAGAGUGGUGAUGAUGGUGCAUUUGACAAACUCCGGUCCUGGAGCAGGUCAAUCGAAGACCUGCAACCGCCCAGCGCCCUGUCGGCCCCCUUCACCAACAGCCUCGCUCGCUCUGCGCGCCAGUCUGUGCUCCGGUACAGCACUCUGCCUGGCCGCAGGGCCUUGAAGAACUCCCGCCUGGUAAGCCAAAAAGAUGACGUCCACGUCUGUAUCCUUUGUCUCAGAGCCAUCAUGAAUUAUCAGUAUGGCUUCAACUUGGUCAUGUCCCAUCCCCAUGCUGUCAAUGAGAUUGCACUUAGCCUCAACAACAAGAAUCCAAGGACCAAAGCCCUGGUCUUGGAGCUCUUAGCAGCUGUGUGUUUGGUGCGAGGAGGUCACGAAAUCAUCCUGGCUGCCUUUGACAAUUUCAAAGAGGUGUGCAAGGAGCUACACCGCUUUGAGAAGCUGAUGGAGUAUUUCCGUAAUGAGGACAGCAACAUUGACUUCAUGGUGGCCUGCAUGCAGUUCAUCAACAUUGUGGUACACUCAGUGGAGGAUAUGAACUUCCGGGUCCACCUACAGUAUGAGUUUACAAAGCUGGGACUGGAGGAGUUCCUUCAGAAGUCAAGGCAUACGGAAAGUGAGAAGUUGCAGGUGCAGAUUCAGGCAUACCUCGACAAUGUGUUUGAUGUAGGGGGUUUGUUGGAAGAUGCUGAGACCAAGAAUGUAGCCCUGGAGAAGGUGGAAGAACUAGAAGAGCAUGUGUCUCACCUCACAGAGAAGCUUCUGGACCUGGAGAAUGAGAACAUGAUGAGGGUGGCAGAGCUAGAGAAGCAGCUGCUGCAGCGAGAAAAAGAGCUGGAGAGCAUCAAGGAGACAUAUGAGAACACAAGCCACCAGGUGCAUACCCUGCGGAGGCUCAUUAAGGAGAAGGAAGAGGCCUUCCAGCGCCGAUGCCACAUGGAGCCAAGUGCUCGUGGCUUGGAGCCCAUGGGUGUUGAGGCCCUGACCAGAGCAGGCCCUGCAGAGCUGAGCGAGGGCAUACCACCCUCAGACCUGGACCUGCUAGCUCCAGCCCCACCUGCCGAGGAGGCCCUUCCUUUGCCCCCACCACCGGCUCCUCCCUUGCCCCCGCCUCCUCCCCCUUUACCAGGCAAGUGUCCCCCAGCCCCACCUCUCCCUGGAGCUGCUCCCUCUGUGGUAUUGACAGUGGGCCUGUCAGCCAUUCGCAUUAAGAAACCUAUCAAGACCAAGUUCCGGUUGCCGGUCUUCAACUGGACAGCACUGAAACCCAAUCAGAUCAGUGGCACUGUCUUCAGUGAACUGGAUGAUGAGAAGAUCUUGGAGGACCUGGAUCUGGACAAGUUUGAAGAAUUGUUUAAGACGAAAGCUCAGGGCCCUGCCCUUGACCUCAUCUGCUCCAAGAAUAAGACAGCACAAAAAGCUGCCAGCAAGGUGACCCUGUUGGAAGCCAACCGUGCCAAGAACCUGGCCAUCACCCUGCGCAAGGCUGGCCGCUCAGCUGAGGAGAUUUGCAGGGCUAUUCACACGUAUGACCUACAGACACUACCUGUGGAUUUUGUGGAAUGCCUGAUGCGCUUCCUGCCCACGGAGGCUGAGGUGAAGCUACUGCGGCAAUACGAGCGUGAGCGGCAGCCUCUAGAGGAGCUAGCAGCUGAGGACCGCUUCAUGUUGCUCUUCAGCAAGGUGGAGCGGCUGACUCAGCGAAUGGCUGGCAUGGCCUUUCUGGGCAACUUCCAGGACAACCUGCAGAUGCUCACACCGCAACUCAAUGCCAUAAUUGCAGCCUCUGCCUCUGUCAAGUCUUCACAGAAGCUGAAGCAGAUGCUGGAGAUCAUACUUGCAUUGGGAAACUACAUGAAUAGCAGCAAGCGAGGAGCUGUGUAUGGCUUCAAGCUCCAGAGCCUAGAUCUGCUACUGGACACUAAGUCCACUGACCGGAAGAUGACUCUGCUGCAUUUCAUCGCCUUGACAGUGAAGGAGAAAUACCCAGACCUAACUAACUUUUGGCAUGAGCUGCACUUUGUGGAGAAGGCUGCAGCAGUGUCCCUGGAGAAUGUGCUGCUAGAUGUGAAGGAGCUGGGCCGGGGCAUGGAGCUGAUUCGGCGAGAAUGCAGCAUUCAUGACAAUAGUGUCCUUCGGAGCUUCCUCAGCACCAAUGAAGGCAAACUGGAUAAGCUCCAGCGUGACGCCAAGACAGCAGAGGAGGCCUACAAUGCAGUUGUGCGCUACUUUGGAGAGAGUCCCAAGACCACACCUCCUUCUGUAUUUUUUCCAGUAUUUGUCCGAUUCAUUCGUUCUUACAAGGAAGCAGAACAAGAGAAUGAAGCCCGCAAGAAGCAGGAGGAGGUAAUGCGGGAGAAACAGCUGGCUCAGGAAGCCAAGAAGCUGGAUGCCAAGACCCCAUCCCAGCGGAACAAAUGGCAACAGCAGGAGCUAAUUGCAGAGUUGAGGCGACGCCAGGCUAAGGAGCACCGACCAGUUUAUGAGGGAAAAGAUGGUACCAUUGAGGACAUCAUCACAGGCCUCCAACACCAACCCAUUGUUGUUCGCCACCAAGCGCGGAAUGCUGCACCACCCAGUGGCCCCCCUCGGGCUCCAGGCCCCCACUGAGACCCUCUUGGAGGCAGAAGCACUUCAGUCCUCAGUCCUGCAAAGUUCCGCCAGUGGACCUGAAGCCAAGGGUCUGGCAGAAGGUUAUGCUGCUCUCAGCUGUGCCACCCCAGCACUCGGGCUGGAUCUUACCUAUGCCAUUGUGGGCACUAGGCCUAUUACAGACCUGGAACUUCCCUAGUGCCUCCAGUACUGUACUUUGCCCCUGUGGUCUUCAAUUUCAUUCCUUAAAAGGUCAUCAAGGGGUUAGCUCAAAGCUGGGAAAACCCAUUUCCAGCUUUACCUUAUACAGGGGGCACCUAGGCCCCUCUCCCCUGCUAGAGCCCAGUGAGAAGAGAGGGGAAAAGCUAGUCUCCCUGCUUUUUUCCCCUCUCUCUUCACAGUUCCAUGGUCAACACUAGUCUAGCAGUAUACAGGCAUCCUGGAACCCUGCCAAUCUCAGAUCAUCUCUUAUGAGGAGCAAGGAAGGCCCUUUUAUGCUUGGACCCACCCAGCUGCACCCUCAUGAUAAGUGUAGAGGAGUGAUGCCAGGCCUACUGUCCUUCUCCUUGGCCCAUUCAAGUCACAUGCUGUUCUUGCUGCAGUGGCCUGAAGAACAGGGUUGUCUACACCAAGACCUCUAGAGAAAGGGCAUGCAAACAACCUCCUCACCUCCUUUUCUCAGCUAGGUGGUUUUUUGGUGGGGGGUAGGAAGCAUGGUGGUCUCUGCAGACUAUCUGCUCAGUUCCCUGCCAGUUUUGUCUCAGUCCCUGGAAGAGAAUCAGGGGCCACCUCUUUUUGUACAUGUACCAUUUCCCUUCUCUCUUGUACAUAAACCCUAGUCCUUCCUUCUCUUAACAAAAGCUUGAAGCACCAGGCUGUCUCCUCUUUCUGAGCUUGGGGGAGCCAGGAUGGUUGCUGAAUUAAAAAGUCUGGGGAAAGGAGCACAGAAGCUUGCCGGAAGGAGGCUGGGUGGUUUCUGAUGACACAAAGGGAAGCAGGCCUGUGUGAGACACUAGUGCCCUCUGCUGGGCAUGUGUACACCAAUCC
This is a messenger RNA of Urocitellus parryii (Arctic ground squirrel), 4353 nucleotides long. The record is from RefSeq and is a predicted model, not a curated record. NCBI's taxonomy places the organism in Eukaryota, Metazoa, Chordata, Mammalia, Rodentia, Sciuridae.